Messenger RNA from Tachysurus fulvidraco (yellow catfish), 5064 nucleotides. It is a transcript of the gene slc12a2, whose product is annotated as solute carrier family 12 member 2. The record is from RefSeq and is a predicted model, not a curated record. Gene Ontology annotation, molecular function: ammonium channel activity; sodium:potassium:chloride symporter activity. Gene Ontology annotation, cellular component: membrane. NCBI's taxonomy places the organism in Eukaryota, Metazoa, Chordata, Actinopteri, Siluriformes, Bagridae. The transcript has 27 exons. Bases 443 to 3853 code for a protein of 1136 amino acids. Gene Ontology annotation, biological process: chloride transmembrane transport; cell volume homeostasis; sodium ion homeostasis.
GUGUGUGUGUGUGUGUGUGUGUGUAUAUAGCAGCGAAAGAGGCGCUGAAACGAGAGGAGGAGUUGCGGCAAGGUCGCUACAGCAUCACGCACAGAACAGCUAGCUACCUUCUCCACCAAACCGAAUUAUAACGGACCUCAUUCGAAAUCUCCAACAGUCGCACUGGAGCUUCACUAAUCACGCGCUGAUCCGGACCUGAGAGCCGAUGCCUUGCGUUAAGACUCGUGUAGCCGUUAAACUCCAUUUGCAUCCGCGUGUGUAAAGUCGCAGACGCCCUGACUGUCUGUAUCUGUAAGCGGAAACUACACGAGUCUUUCCGUUUUGUCUGUGCGUGAGUGAGUGUGGAGAGCUAAAGCUACGUGUUCAGUGAGAACACCCGGCAUCCUUCACUGCAUUGUACCGGGGCCCAUUAGUCGGACAAGUCACGCGUUCUCGGUUGGUCAUGUCUGCGCUUUCCAGCCCUGGAUGUGCGCCGCAGCAGGAGACGGACUUCCUGAGGUUGAACGGCGGUAAAGGACCGUCCGGUCCGACUCCGAGUCAGAGUCGCUUUCAGGUCGAUCUGGUGGCUGAAGCAGGGGGUUCUGAGCAAAACACCGAGUGCUCACCGCGACCUGAGGAUGAGAACGCCGGCAGGCUGCGCGGUGAUGAGGCAGCCAGCGGAGACGAGGCGAAAGGACGCUUCCGCGUGGUGAACUUCGCCGACGCGAGCGGGGCCCCGAGUCCAGACGCAGCGGCCGGUGACGGCCUGCAGAACGGCGACACGGCGCUGAGUGAAGGCAGCAUCCACUCCUCCACCGGCGGCCAGCAGCACUACCACUACGACACGCACACCAACACGUACUACCUGCGCACGUUCGGGCACAACACCAUCGACGCCGUGCCCAAGAUAGACUUCUACCGACAGACCGCGGCACCACUGGGAGAGAAGCUCAUCAGACCCACCCUGUCUGAACUGCACGAUGAACUGGACAAGGAGCCGUUUGAGGAUGGAUUUGCCAACGGUGACGAGCUGACUCCUGCUGAAGAGGCUGCAGCCAAAGAGGCAGCCGAGCCCAAAGGGGUUGUGAAGUUUGGAUGGGUCAAAGGAGUGCUGGUUCGCUGCAUGUUGAACAUUUGGGGUGUGAUGCUCUUCAUCCGCAUGACAUGGAUCGUGGGCCAGGCUGGAAUUGUGUGCUCUUGCGUCAUCAUUUUCAUGGCAACCGUUGUGACCUCCAUCACAGGCUGCUCCACCUCGGCCAUAGCGACCAACGGUUUUGUGCGAGGAGGAGGGGCAUAUUAUUUAAUAUCUCGAAGUUUAGGCCCUGAGUUUGGUGGCUCUAUUGGCCUUAUCUUUGCCUUUGCCAACGCUGUGGCAGUGGCCAUGUACGUCGUGGGCUUUUCCGAGACAGUCGUUGAGCUACUUCAUGAGUCUAAUCUCAUCAUGCUCGAUAAGACUAAUGACAUCCGAAUUGUAGGAAUCAUAACGGUCAUCAUCCUCCUCGGGAUCUCUGUGGCAGGCAUGGAGUGGGAGGCUAAGGCUCAGAUCUUUCUGCUGGUUAUCUUAAUCAUUGCCAUCUUCAACUACUUCAUUGGCACUUUUAUCCCCAUUGAUUCCAAAAAAACAGAAGGAUUCUUCAGCUACGAUUCUGGUAUCCUGCUGGAAAAUUUACUGCCAGACUUUCGAGGUGAAACCUUCUUCUCAGUCUUCGCAAUCUUCUUCCCUGCAGCUACUGGCAUUCUGGCUGGUGCCAACAUCUCUGGGGAUCUUGCAGAUCCACAAAUGGCAAUCCCAAGGGGAACCCUUUUAGCUAUUGUUAUCACCGGCAUCGUCUAUGUGGGUGUUGCUGUAAGUGCAGGUGCGUGCAUUGUGAGGGACGCCACCGGUUUCAAGGUCAACGGAACAGCUCCAAACUGCAGUAGUGCUGAAUGUGUGUAUGGUUUUGACUUCUCCUCCUGCAAGGUUUCUAACACAACUAAGUCCGAUUGUAAGUAUGGACUCCACAAUGACUUUCAGAUCAUGAGUGUGGUGUCGGGUUUCGGCCCCCUCAUCACAGCCGGCAUUUUCUCUGCGACCCUCUCCUCUGCCCUGGCCUCUCUGGUCAGUGCCCCCAAAGUGUUCCAGGCUUUAUGCAAGGACAACAUUUAUCCUGGCAUUGCUGGAUUUGGGAAAGGUUAUGGCAAGAACAACGAACCCCUGCGUGGCUACUUCCUCACGUUCGGCAUCGCGCUGGCCUUCAUCCUUAUCGCUGAGCUGAACGUCAUCGCACCAAUCAUUUCUAACUUCUUCCUGGCCUCCUAUGCCCUGAUCAAUUUCUCAGUGUUCCACGCCUCGUUGGCCAACUCUCCCGGAUGGAGGCCCAGCUUUAAGUACUACAACAUGUGGGUGUCUCUGGCUGGAGCUGUGCUGUGCUGUGUAGUUAUGUUCGUCAUCAACUGGUGGGCUGCGCUCCUGACCAACGUCAUCGUCUUAUCCCUCUACAUCUACGUCAACUACAAGAAGCCAGAUGUGAACUGGGGCUCUUCCACUCAGGCGCUGACCUACCACCAGGCACUCACACACAGCCUGCAGCUCUGUGGAGUCGCUGACCACGUGAAAACCUUCAGGCCGCAGUGUUUGGUGAUGACCGGUGCCCCCAACUCUCGGCCUGCUCUACUCCAUCUCGUCCAUGCGUUCACCAAGAACGUUGGCCUGAUGGUGUGUGGCCAUGUGCGAAUUAGCUCUCGGAGGCCCAACUUUAAGGAGCUGAACAAUGACAUGCUGCGCUACCAGCGCUGGCUUCUCAACAACUGCAAAGCUUUUUACAACCCUGUCAUUGCAGAUGACCUCCGCCUGGGCACCCAGUACCUUCUGCAGGCUGCUGGACUUGGGAGACUGAAACCCAACACACUGGUGCUCGGCUUCAAGAACGAUUGGCAGAUUGCAGACAUGAAAGAAACAGAGACUUACGUCAAUAUGAUCCAUGAUGCCUUUGACUUCCAGUAUGGUGUCGUCAUUCUCCGACUGAGGGAAGGCCUUGAUAUUUCUCAUAUUCAAGGCCAAGACGAUUCCUCAGGCAUGAAGGAUGUAGUGGUGUCUAUCGACAUGAGCAAAGACUCAGAUGGUGACUCGUCCAAGCUCUCAUCCAAGACCACAAGUGUUCAGAACAGUCCAGCUGUCCAGAAAGAAGAUGAUGAGGAUGGCAAAGCUCCGACACAGCCGCUGUUGAAAAAAGAUAAAUUGAGUCCCACUACACCCCUGAACAUUGCUGAUCAGAAGCUGCUGGAGGCCAGUCAGCUUUUCCAGAAGAAGCAGGGAAAAGGAACGGUGGAUGUCUGGUGGCUGUUCGACGACGGUGGUCUCACGCUGCUCAUUCCGUACUUGCUCACCAACAAGAAGAAGUGGAAGGACUGUAAGAUCCGUGUGUUUAUCGGGGGCAAGCUCAACAGGAUCGAUCAUGACCGCAGAUCGAUGGCCACACUGCUCAGCAAGUUCAGGAUAGAUUUCUCUGAUAUCACAGUUCUUGGAGACAUCAGUACAAAACCCAAGGCUGAGAGAUUGGAAGACUUUUCCCAAAUGAUUGAGCCCUAUAAGCUGAGAGAGGACGACAUGGAGCAGGAGGCAGCGGAGAAGCUGAAGGCCGAAGAACCUUGGAGAAUCACAGAUAAUGAGCUGGAGCUUUACAAGGCCAAGAGUAAUCGUCAAAUCAGACUGAAUGAGCUUUUGAAGGAGCACUCGAGCACAGCCAACCUCAUUGUCAUGAGUAUGCCCUUGGCCAGAAAAGGGGCGGUGUCCAGUGCCCUGUACAUGUCCUGGUUGGACACACUGUCCAAGGAUCUCCCUCCUAUUCUACUGGUUCGUGGCAACCAUCAGAGCGUCCUCACAUUCUACUCUUAAACAAUUUGAUCAUCACUGAUCCUGUAAAGCACACCUUGAUGACAUGCUGACACUUAACACAAAUGUGCACACACCAACACAAUGAAGGGAGAUUAACUGGGACUGUCGGGUAAUGAGUGUGAUGGACAAGUGGACAAUACAGAGCCUGAGUGCAUCUUUGGCAAGGUCUUCAUUUUUAUAGCUCAGUGAUGUCUGCCACUGAGAAAUUACGUGGAGACCGAAAAUGAGAACUUUGGAAGUGCUUUAUCCAGGCAUCAGAAAACAAGAUAAGAACCUGUUCAAUGACAUGAGGUCACAGUUUCCUUGGCUCACAGGUAUCUGAGCAUGAAGUACAUAUUGUUCUGAUCACCAUUAGCAUCAUUAGAAACAUCAUAAUAAAUUGUGGAUAUAUAUAUAUUUAUAUUUUGCUUUUUGAUCAGCAAUAAUCACCCUUUGUUCCUUUUUCCUUACUUGGGAUAAAACCAUGCAGAAUGCUUUGCAACACCUUUUACAGCCUUAUAGAUGUGCCUUCCAGUUCAAUCAAAUUAGAUUAUUACUCUUUGCCCUGAUGUGUGUCCAAGUAAAUUUAGAUAUCUUCGAGUGUCUUUCAAAAUUGGGUAUUUAAAAUGGUUACAUUUCAAUGAUUUUUUUUAAAAUGCUGGUGUACUAGCAUUGGCAUUGGUUUCCACUCCUUAUAAAAAUGUAUUUUUUUUUCCUUUUCUGGAAAGGUUUAUUUUUCUCCAGUUGCCUUCUAUUCUUUAUUUUUUUCAUUUAUUUUUCAUAUUUCAGGUCUUCCUUUAAACUGUGAACGGGUUUUAUUGUCCUUAGUGUAGUACCCUCCACUAAUCCUGGAUGUGAAUUCAAAUGUACGGUUGUAGAGAACUCUAACCAGAACACUGUAGAACUUGAUCCCUCAAGGGAAGACAACAGCCUAUGGCUUUAAGAUGACAGGUUCUUGACUGAAGGACGUUGUCCCAAAUAGCAGGACAUCAAAGCUGCUAUAAAGUGAUGGACACACAGAACAAUCAACCAAAUAAAAAAUAACCUCUUGAACAUGCAUAUACCUAAUUCCACAAUUCUGCAGGUUCUGCUAUCGAGGAGGACUUUGCCUUAAAAGCAGAAGUAAUGAUUGUUAACUUCUAUCUUAUAAGCCAUACUGGCUGGUUGUUUGAUUAGCGGGUAAAUGCAGUUGUAGACAGAUCAUUAGAAUAAAAACGGAAUGUGUAAUGUCA